Durotheca rogersii is the source of this 1419-nucleotide messenger RNA. Its product is annotated as glycosyl hydrolase family 61-domain-containing protein. The transcript has 10 exons. Lineage: Eukaryota; Fungi; Ascomycota; Sordariomycetes; Xylariales; Xylariaceae. The record is from RefSeq and is a predicted model, not a curated record. Bases 281 to 1147 code for a protein of 288 amino acids.
CCUGGUUCAGUUGCGUAGGAGUGCAUCUGCAUUGACCUGCCGAAUGGGUAUGAUAUCUGACGUCCUUCCGGCAUUGCCCCUUUCGGACGCUUCGCGCUGCCCCCUUUUCCCCACAGGCACCCCACGACGGGGGAGGGAGAAAUUGAAACCCGCGAGGCCACGGAGCCCGUGCAAGCUCAGAUACCAGGACGGGACGGGCCUCUAUGGCGCCAAGUCGUGAGCCUGAUUCGUCGCAGUAGAUGCCGCCGACGAUGGAACGACGGUCCGGCCGAAGACGAGCAUGAGACUCCAAGCGGUGGGAGAAUCAACAGUGCAUGAUGGCACCGGGUUCCUCUCCUACGUCUUCAUCUCGGAUGUGAUAUCACUUCUCCUUACGAAAUUCUUCCGUACUGGCACACAACCACCGCCGAGAUCAGAGACCAAGAGACACGCAAACCAGCCCUCGUUCCUCUUGCCCUUCCUGCCCACCAUGAAGAACUUCGUCAGCGUUGCCGCCGCCGCGGCGCUUGCGGCCAACGGCGUCUCGGCCCACUACAUCUUCCAGCAGCUUUCGUUGGGCUCGACCACGUACGCUCCGUUCGAGUACAUCCGCCAGAAUACCAACUAUAACUCGCCCGUUACAGAUCUGACAUCGAACGACCUGCGAUGCAACGUCGGUGCUCAGGGCAGCGGGACGCAGACGGUGGCCGUGAAGGCCGGCCAGGAGUUCACGUUCACCCUGGACACGCCCGUCUACCACCAGGGGCCGAUCUCCAUCUACUUGUCGAAAGCGCCGGGCACCGCUGGGAACUACGACGGUAGCGGCGAGUGGUUCAAGAUCAAGGACUUCGGCCCGAGCUUCUCCGGCGGACAGGCGACGUGGCCCAUGACCGGCUCGUACACGUACCAGAUCCCGUCCUGCAUCGAGAACGGCGAGUACCUGCUGCGGAUCCAGUCGCUCGCCAUCCACAACCCGUGGCCGGCGGGCAUCCCGCAGUUCUACAUCUCCUGCGCGCAGAUCAACGUCUCGGGCGGCAGCGGCAGCUACAACCCCCAGACCGUGCGGAUCCCCGGCGCCUUCAAGGAGACCGAUCCGGGCUACACCGCGAACAUCUACAGCAACUUCCAGUCGUACACCGUCCCCGGCCCCGCGCCCCUGACAUGCUAAUUCAACUCCUCGGCUGACCCCCUCCGGGGAAUCUGGUCUCUCGACUUUUGGAUACGGGGGCUUGGGCAUGACCGUGGUGGGGUGUGCGCCAGACAUUACACACCCCUAUAUAUAGCAUUCAUUGUAUAUAACUUGUCGAAGUUGGUCGGCGUUGUAGCAUUUUAUAACUCGCUAUAGCGCCAGUGGGUUUCAUAUAUACACAUAUCUUAUCUAUUCAUGCAUAAACGAAGGGAAAACGUGAUGUAUUAUGACCGUUCACGCAAUACCAAGAA